AUAUUGUGCUAAUAUUUAGAUUCUAGAUUUCAUAUAUUUGCAAGUAUGUCAGAUCAAAAUAACAUCAAAGUGUACUGCCGAGUGCGUGGGCUGACUGAUUAUGAUGAAGAAAUUAAAGAAAGCAGUUAUAGAUUCCCUAAAGAUAGAUCAGUUUUUCACUUGUCUACGGUGUUCUUGAAGGCUACAACGGCACCAUACUUGCUUAUGGUCAAACAUCAACUGGAAAGACAUUCACCAUGGAGGGUGACGUAGCAAAUAUGGAUAAAUUUGGAAUCAUACCACGUGUAGCCCAGGAUAUUUUCAACCAAGCUGAGUCCACACUUGACUCAAAAUGUGAAAUAAAGAUUUCAUUUUACGAGAUAUAUCUGGAAAGAAUCCAUGACUUGUUUAAUGACUCACAAAAGAGGAAUUUAAAAGUGUAUGAUGACAAGAAAAAUUUGCCUUUUAUAGUAGGAGGCACUGAGAUCUGUGUGGAAAGUGUCAGCGAGUUAAUGAACCACUUUUGCAAAGCAAAACUGAAGAGGCAGAUUGCUGCUACAGAUGCGAACGAGGUAAGUUCAAGGAGCCAUACUAUCUUCCAGAUAGUUGUUAAACAAGAGAACAUUGCAACUAAGAAAAAGUUACUUGGCAAACUACUGUUAGUUGAUUUAGCUGGCAGCGAAAAGGCCUGGCAGAAAGAUCAGAAUGGUUCAGCAAUUAAACGUCAGUCAACAUACAUCAACAAGUCACUUUCAGUUCUAACCAAAGUCAUAUCCCUAUUGUCUGAAGGAAAAAAAACAGUUAUACCUUACAGAGAAAGUAUUCUCACUCGAUUGCUAAAGGAAAGCUUGGGAGGAAAUUCACAGACGGCCAUCAUCAUUUGUGUCAAUCCUUUCUCGGAAUUGGAAACAAAAUUGUCAUUGGAGUUUGGAUCCAGGGCAAAAGUAAUACAAAAUAAUUUGCAUCCAAAUUUGAAGAAUAAUGAAGACAAAUUGAAUCGAUUUUCGAGUAACAUUGAGAUGUACUUAAGAGAAACUGUAUCGGAACUAAAGAGAUGGAGAAGUGGUGAGACUGUUCCAAUUGCUGAGUGGACUGCACUUAAUGAUGGCAAUGUAGGAGAUGAUUCUCUUUUGGAUUCAUCUCUAAUGAGUUCGCCUGACACUGAAGUAUCUUCAGUAUUUGAUGAGACAGAUGACAGUCUUGUUUUAUCUGAACAACAGCAGCAGGACCCAGACAUUCAACCCAAGCUAUCUGAAAUCGAUAUCGAAAUGAAAAAGAUGAAAUCUCUAAAUGAUCAAUACAUGAAACAGCUGGCUGAAACAAAAGAGGAGUUGGAUUUUUACAUAGAGGUAUGCACAAGUCACAGACGAAAAUGUUGGGUGCUUAACGAAGUGUUUCUGUCUGACACGAAAAUGUUCCAAUCUCAGGAAGCAUCUGACGAAUCGAAUGACUGUGCAAACUCUGAAGAAUUCGAAGCAGAGAACGAUUCUUUUCAAGAGGAUGAAGUCCAAUUUUCAUUGUUCGGUGCAAAGAUUGCAGAUAUAAAUAAAGGCAUCGAAAGCCUAACUUCAGAAUUAUCUGAGCAGAUGCAAUAUUUAACCAAGAUGAGAGUUUCGCAAGAGCAAAGAAUCGACGAACUCACCCAGGAAAAGUCUGAUACAUUGGAUGAAAAUGAAUGUUUCCGUAGAGCAAUAGGUCUGUUAAUGGAAUCUCACGCUAUGGAAAAGCAAUCUCUGAGAGCAGAAGUGGACAAACUGCACGAUGAAAUGAAACGGGAGAAGCUCGAACUAAAUAAGGAGUAUUCUAGAAUGAUUCAGAUCAAAGAAUCACAUGACUGUUUGCAAAGUACUCUUGAGGAUAUGUCAGGUGCCUUGAACAGCAAAGAAGAAGAGAUUAAAUUUUUGAAACGAGAAUUAGAAAGCGAAAAAAUUCGAAACGUAGAAAUUUCCAGCAAAAUAAAUAUAGUGCUUUUGGAAAAAACAAAUGUGGAGCUCUUAUUAAUGGAGAAGACACGAGACCUUUGUGAUCAAUCCUUGAAAAAUAUGAAAUAUUUUUCAGGCGAAUCAGAAAUUGUUAAACAUGAUGAAGUGAACGCCAAUGACGAAACUUCAUUUGCAGCUACCCUCUUGUAUGGAGGUAUGUGGAUAUACAAUGAUGAUUUGACAAGAGUUUCGUACUCCCAACUAAAUAGUGCUUCAGAAAAUCAUCCGAACUGCACGGAUUAUUUUGAUGAUCCGUAUUUAGUUAAUUCAAUGGACGGAAACUACGAAUUAAUGAACAUCAACGAAAUCGACGGAAAAAUCAAUAAAGACGGGCAAAAUAUUGAAGAAUCUUUAAAGAAAUUUGAUCUCCCGGAACGAAGCGAAUUCGUUGGUGAUUGUUCUAAAUUAUUAGAUGCUACGACGGUAGUUGAUGAUAUUGCCAACAUAAAAACAACGAAUAAGUCAAUUGAUGUUAAUUCAGGGGAAAUGAGUGGUAAAUUAAAGGAAAUAAGCAUCAAUAAAUCCCCACCAGGUCAAGAACCAGCUGAACAACCAGAAAUGAAGACAAAACCAACUGAAGAGUUCGAUGACGAAAUUUUAUUUUCAGCUACCCUCUUGUAUGGAGGUAUGUGGUUAUACAAUGACGAUUUGACAAGAGUUUCGUAUUCUCAACUAAAUAGUGCUUCAGAUAAUCAUACGUACUGCACGAAUUAUUUUGAUGAUCCGUGCUUAGUUAAUUCAAUGAAUGGAAACUACGAAUUAAUGAACAUCAACGAAAUCGAUGGAAAAAUCAAUAAAGACGGGCAAAAUGUUGAAGAAUCGUUAAUGGAAUCAAAUCUCCCGGAAUUAAACGAAUUCAUUGAUGAUGGUUCUGAAUUCUUAGAUGCUACGACGGUAGUUGAUGAUAUUGGCAAUAUAAAAACAACGAAUAAACCAAUUGAAGUUAAUUCAGGGGAAAUGAGUGGUAAAUUAAAGGAAAUAAACAUCAAUAAAUCCCCACCAGGUCAAGAACCAGCUGAACAACCAGAAAUGAAGACGGAACCAACUGAAGAGUUCGAUGACGAAAUUUUAUUUGUAGCUACCCUCUUGUAUGGAGGUAUGUGGUUAUACAAUGACGAUUUGACAAGAGUUUCGUAUUCUCAACUAAAUAUUGCUUCAGAUAAUCAUCCGUACUGCACGAAUUAUUUUGAUGAUCCGUGCUUAGUUAAGUACAUGAAUGGAAACUGCGAAUUCUACGAAUUAAUGAACGUCAACAAAAUCGACGGAAAUAUCAAUAAGGACUGGCAAAAUAUUGAAGAAUCUUUAAAGAAAUUUGAUCUCCCGGAACGAAGCGAAUUCGUUGGUGAUUGUUCUAAAUUAUUAGAUGCUACGACGGUAGUUAAUGAUAUUGGCAACAUAAAAACAACGAAUAAACCAAUUGAUGUUAAUUCAGGGGAAAUGAGUGGUAAAUUAAAGGAAAUAAGCAUCAAUAAAUCCCCACCAGGUCAAGAACCAGCUGAACAACCAGAAAUGAAGACAGAACCAACUGAAGAGUUCGAUGACGAAAUUUUAUUUGCAGCUACCCUCUUGUAUGGCGGUAUGUGGUUAUACAAUGACGAUUUGACAAGAGUUUCGUACUCCCAACUAAAUAGUGCUUCAGAAAAUCAUCCGAACUGCACGGAUUAUUUUGAUGAUCCGUGUUUAGUUAAUUCAAUGGAUGGAAACUACGAAUUCAUGAAAAUCAACGAAAUCGACGGAAAAAUCAAUAAAGACUGGCAAAAUAUUGAAGAAUCUUUAAUGAAAUCAAAUCUCCCGGAAGUAUUCAUUGAUGAUUGUUCUAAAUUAUUAGAUGCUACGACGGUAGUUGAUGAUAUUGGCAACAUAAGAACAACUAAUAAACCAAUUGAAGUUAAUUCAGGGGAAAUGAGUAUUAAAUUAAAGGACAUAAGCAUCAAUAAAUCCACACGAGGUCAAGAACCACCUGAACAACCAGAAAUGAAGAUGGAACCAAUGGCUGAAGAGUUUGACGAUGUCUUUAGAAUUACGAGCUUUUCAACGUCUGAGCUAUGUUUCCCACAACGUUCUGAAGAAGAUGAAUAUGAAGCUAGAUCUGUCAACAAUCGAAUCUUGGAUAUAAUUCUACUGUUUAUUUGUUUAUGGUUAUGCGUUCUUUGUUAUGGCUCUUAAUUCGUUAAAUCUUCAAAACAUUUUAUCACAUAAAAUUAUAGUAGCUGUAAUACAUACGCAUACGAUCAGCAUGAAUGUUUCCCUGGAACCUAUAAAAAGGGCAUGUAAAUUUUUCUUAAUAAAAAUAUCUUUAAAUUAA
Messenger RNA from Parasteatoda tepidariorum (common house spider), 4266 nucleotides. RefSeq lists its product as uncharacterized. Gene Ontology annotation, molecular function: microtubule motor activity; microtubule binding; ATP binding. Lineage: Eukaryota; Metazoa; Arthropoda; Arachnida; Araneae; Theridiidae. Gene Ontology annotation, biological process: microtubule-based movement. The record is from RefSeq and is a predicted model, not a curated record.